AGCUUUUUCAAAAAUAUAUAUUAUUUGAAUCGUGCGAUGAAUCAUCAAAUAUUUAUCUAAUUACCCCGGGUUAGUUGAGCGCAUGUCCGUGUGUGCGCGUAUGUAUAGAAUGAGCACCCUGCUGCCCGCUACAGUGCGCGCAACACCUGCCCAAAACUGCGCUCAGUCGUCAAACUGCGCGCGAACAGGAAAUUUGACCGUGAAUCACAGCCCCGCAAUCCUUUUAAAAUCAAUUUAGGCAAAAAUGAACGGUUCUGGCGCCGGGAUGGCGCCUCGCCUUUAUUGUGCUUAAAUUGAAAGUUUGGAUUUUAUACGACUUAAAAAAACUGAGGAGAGAGGGUUGUGAAAAAUACCAGUCAAAGUCCUUUUAGACCAGUUAUAACGUGAAUACAACAGUAAAAAUAGUUUUAAUAAAACUAAAGUGAAACAGUGAUUUUGUUAAUGUAUAGGUUAAUCUACUACUAAUAGAAUUCAACAGGAUGGAUUCAAAAAUAGGAUUGGAUUAUAUUGUUGAGAAUAAAGAAUAUUCUACUAAACUUGGAUCAGCCCUUGACACGAGUAGUGACCAGGUGAAAAAACAGGUUUUUGAACUCCUCUCCGCGCUCUGCGUGUACAAUGCCGAGGGGUACAACAGGGCUCUACAGUCACUAGAUCAUUAUAAAGUUUUUAAAUCAAAACGCUAUCGGUUCAGUUUGGUUGUAGAAGAACUUAAUUCUGCCAAAACCAAUGAGUACAGAACUGUGUUGUUUGCGUUUAUAAACUGUCUGGUGAUAUCUACCCCAGAACUGAAGGAACGGAACAGAAUUAGAAAUGAAUUUAUAGGAUUAAAGUUACUUGAAAUCAUCAGAGAUCUGAAGAAGAAUGCUCCAGAUCCAGAUCUCAAGGUUCAGCUUGAUGUUUUCGAGGAGCAAAGAGAGAGCGAUGAAUCUCAAUCUGCAGGACCCCAUGAUGUAGAUCUAUCCUGCCACCUAGAUGUAUUCUAUACAGUUUAUAAACGGGUUCAAGAUACACCUCAGGAGAUUCCAUUUCUAUCAAUCCUUCAACAUUUACUCAGGAUUGACCCUAAAGAAGCUGUAAGUGAUAUUAUCUGGGAUACUGCAGAAACUCUGGUGCAUCGUGCUACUCUCAUGGAAACACAGUCUGAUAGUGAUAGAUUACUCCGAGCACCAAGCCAGCAUAAAUCACUUCAUCGAUUGAAAAGUAUGGAGGGAGGAUUGAGAGCUGAAUAUAGAAAACAAAGUUUAGAAGCUCAACAAGAUGCUUCUCCUCCUCCUCCCCCACCAUCAGGUUUUGCACCUCCCCCUAUAUCCCUACCACAGCUAGAAACUCCUAAACCUAAAAACAAGAUGAAAACCUUCAACUGGAGUAAACUGCCCGUUAACAAGAUUUUUGGGAAGAACAAUAUCUGGGCGAAGGUUGCGAAAACUUUUGAGAAGGAUAAGGAAUCCCCCAUAGUUUUUGAUAUCAUUCCUUUCUGUUUUCCAGUAAUCACUUGUAUUUUAGUAUUUCAUAUUUUCAGUUCGAAUGAAGAUAUCAUUGAGAUGAUACUAAGCGGCGAGCAUAAUGAUUUUGGUCCUGAAAAACUGAAAGGACUCAUGAAAAUACUACCGGAACAAGACGAGAUCGAGAUGUUGAAAGCCUACGAUGGAGAUGUGAAAAAGCUUGGGAAUGCAGAAAGAUUUAUUCUUCAACUAAUCCCAAUUAAAAAUUAUCGUUUGCGAAUAGAAAGUAUGCUGCUGAAAUCAGAGUUUGAGGCAAAUAUGAGUUUUCUGGAACCUUCUAUUGAAUCAAUGUUGGCGGCAGGACAAGAAUUGCUGACCAGUCAGAAGCUGCAGUCCUUACUGUACAUGGUUCUUAAAGCGGGAAACUUUCUAAAUUCGGGUGGGUAUGCUGGAAAUGCUGCUGGGAUGAAGAUAUCUUCUCUACAUAAACUAACAGAUAUAAGAUCUAACAAGCCUGGGCUUCAUCUACUUCACUAUGUAGCUGGACAGAUAGAAGUAACACAACCUGAUCUUCUUACAAUUAUUGAUGAUCUUACAAUACUAGAGGAAGCAAGCAAAUGGAUCCCAUGUCAGUACUCUGAGAAGGAGGUUGAAUGCCUGCAGGACGCAAUGUCUGACCUGACCAAGAUGCAGACCAACCUUGCAGAGUUCUUCUGCGAGGAUGCCGCAACCUUCAGGAUUGAGGAGUGCUUCAGAGCCUUUCAUCAGUUCAAUACCAGUUUUAAAACUGCAGUACAGGAGAAUGAAAAGCGCAAAGAGCUGGAGAGAACAGCGGAACAAAGACGACUGGUCAGAGAAAUGGAACAGGCGAAGCGCAGAUCCGGAUCUUAUUCAGGAGGAGGGAAGGAGGAGGGGAAGGAUGAGGAUGGUGAGGACGGGAUCGUGAUGAAUAACUUGAUCCAUGAUAUAAAAGAGGGAUUCAUUCAUCGUCGUCUCCCAGAUGGAGGAUUUAAGCAACAAUAUUCUCCUCUGGUGAUGAGAAAGUUCAAAAAGUCUCUGGAUUCCCAGCUUUCCCAGGUGAGUACUGGGUCAGGGACGUCUGCUGGAAAAGAUAAUGAAGAGGACACAACUACACCUUACGGAACUCCCAAAACUGGCCGUAGAGGAAGAGGAGGCUCAUUUAGUGGUCAAGGUGCAGGAGAAGGGGAGUUGUUGAAUUCCCCGGGGAUGAGACGAAGACGAUCUCGAGUUCAGAGCGAGGAAGACGACAAACUUAUCCAUUACCUCGUGGCUGGCGGCCAUGAUGGAAACCGGGAAAGAAAUUUAAGCGUCGGGAAUGUCGCUGAACAGUCCGGAUAUGGUUCUCUUGACCGUGGUCUUAUGAGGAGAUCACGAGGCAGGAAGAGACCUGAGCUCCUAGCCGCAGAGCUGGACAGAGAUAGGUCUGCUCCUCAGCCCUCUAGUGGAAAGGAGGUGGAGGACAAGAGGACGCAGGAGGAGAAGAUGGAGGACCCCAAGACGAAGGAGAUCAAGAGAAGAGUAGAGUCCUGGCUCAAGGACAGCGAAGAAGACGCAAAUAAGGCUGGAGAAUAUUUGGACAAAAAAAGAGAGAAGAAAACUCUAACUCUGAGAGGUUCUAACUCAGAUCUUAGAAACGGUAAAAGUUUGGGCACCCUGCAUGAAGAUAAACCUCUGGACGCGAGAUCAAUUGUUGCAAAAACAGAUGUUAUCAGCGCCAUGGAGGCUAUAGAAGGUGAGUCCAUGCAAGACAAGCAGUCCCGUAAGAAGACUCCUCCCCUAGGGCAGAAAGAAGAGGAAAGAAAGAAAGCUUUGAUCAGGAGCUUGGGCAGACGACCCUCUGAGGAUAAGGUGUCUCUGUAUGUCCGAAAGGGGAGCAAUGAUAUCACUAAAACAGAAGAUGCGGUUAAACUCCGUGAGAAAAAGGAUGUUGGGAAGAAAAAUCAGUUUUUGGAAGACAUGGCAAGAAAGUCAUUGGAGGUCCCAACAGAUUUCUUAGAUAAACUUGGUAACGAUGAGAAAAGCAAAAAAGUUGAUGAUAUUAUUCCUAAGAAAUACCCAUUUAACCGUACAACCACCCCUAACACCCUGAGGGAACACCUGAAGGAGACACUGGCAAAGAAUCUUGGAUCUUGUACUGACCUAGCAGAUACCAUACAUGCACUUCAGGAUGAUGAAAUAUUGGAUACAUUUAACAUAGACAGUGAGAAUAUUGAAACACCACCAAUUCAAAGAAGGGCAUUCAGACAUAAAAGCUUGCGACUUCCAAGCCAGGACAAUGAUAAUGAAAGUGAUAUUGGUAGUGACUUUGCCAGUCGGAGAAAGAAUCACAAGUUCAGAACUUUGGCUGGAGAUGGUAAGCCCCUGGGAGACAGAGAGCUUGUGAUCAAGAAAAAGAAGGAAUCCAACACUGAUUUGUCAGAAGGACGAAGAGCUGCAACAGAUCUUGAAGAUGAUUUGGGUUCAGGAUUGUUUGACAGAUUUUCCUCUGCUCGGAAAACUUUAGGACGAAACUCAACACGAAGGAAAAAUGAAGAGGAUGAAAUCAGUUUGGAUGAUUCAGAGAAAAAACAGAAAGGAGAUAACUGGAGAGCUAAGAUUGCCAACAAGUUUAGAAAAAGCUCAGACUCAUAUGAUUUUGUUGAAGCGGAGAAAGGGCAGCAACUGAGAGAAUAUUUGGGACAAGUCACUCCAAUGUCGGAACCCAUUCGACGAAAACCCUUAAAUCUGGACAGUAAUAUAACCUCUGAAGCCAAUAAUUCAUUAGAUAGAAAUAACAGAACACAGAGCAGAGUUGAACUUGAACGAGAAGCAAAGAAUAGACUUGACUCUAAAUCUAGAACAAACAGUAGGCAAGAAUCAAAACUAAGUUCAGAUAGAAAAAGCUCUUAUAUAAUGCCCGGUGACUAUGACUCAGCCUUAGUGGAUGGUAAAUAUGUGACAUCUGUCCCCAUAAUAAAUGUGGAGGAGGUAACAGAACCAGAUUCAGGCAAUAUUAGGCCUGGUCACUCCCUUAAAGAUCUUAAAAAGCCGGACAAUCGUAGGAAUUCACUAAUUGAACGAUUGUCAAGAACUGGAUCAACGCCUCGUGAUACUCCUAAAACAUCAGGAUCAAAUGUGUUUGAUCGAUUAGCUGGAGGAGGGAAGUCUGGAAGUCGAACUAGUCUAUCAAGUUCUAGACCUAGCUUAACUAAUGAUACAAGAGCAUCAACAUCUAGUCUAACAGGAAGAGGAACCGUAAGAUCUACCAACAAUGCUGGAGACAAAUCCAAAGGUACUUUUAAUAUCAUUCGAGAUAUAUCAAAGAAUCUGAGAAAGGGGAAGGAAGAUAGUGGACCAGACAAUUCAUCAACAGUUGUUCGACCAAGGAACAGUCAAACAUUGUUCUCUUCAUCUGAUCGGAAACCAAUGAGCAACUUAAAUGGUGGAAGCCGUGUUAGCAUUAACUCUUCAACAAGAUCUAUUAACAAAGCUUCUACAGGUAGGGAAUCUCCCAAGCUUGGUAGAACACCCAUAUCAUCCACGAUUAGAACCACAUCAAAACCGUCCACAACCUCAUCAAUAAGAAGUACCAGGCCUACUACAAAUCUUAACAAUAAUGUGAGGAAUGGCACUAAUAAUAAACCUACAUUUACUAGAGCUACAAGCUCUAAAGAGAACCUGAGUAGAUCAAGUUCAAGUGCUUCAAGAAGCUCUGUGACUAACAGCAAUGGUAUGUCACGUAACGGCUCACUAAAAACCGGAGUCACGGCUUCAGGCUCUAUCCCUGCCACUGCUCGUAACAACACUACAACACGAGGCUCUAGCACACUUCCUGCUACAAGGCGUGUUGCUCAAAACACCGGAAUGAGUUUCAUGAAACCUACAACCGCCAGCGCUAAGAAAGUUCUUGGACCAACUAGCAGUACAGAUUCUCUUCGUCGUGGGGUGAAACCUGCCGCUAUAUCAACCGUUUCCACUUCAAGCAGAGUAUCAAUGAUGGCAGGAAAACCAACACGACGCUAAAGUAGUCUGAUUGGAUACAGGACGAUCAAGAUGGUUAAAUACAAAUAUUUACGUAUUUAGAUAUUUUCUGUGAUAAACCUAUAUAGCGACAUCAUUGCUUUUUCAUUUUUUUUCGCCUUGAUACAUGAAUGGUCUGUUACAUUUACUAACUCAUUUCUUUAACCUGUUGCCAUAUCUAAGAUAUAAAUUAAUAUAGAAAAUAUAUAUGAUAAAAACUAA
This is a messenger RNA of Eurytemora carolleeae, 5684 nucleotides long. RefSeq lists its product as uncharacterized. The transcript has 30 exons. Lineage: Eukaryota; Metazoa; Arthropoda; Copepoda; Calanoida; Temoridae. Gene Ontology annotation, molecular function: actin binding. The record is from RefSeq and is a predicted model, not a curated record. Gene Ontology annotation, biological process: cellular component organization. The coding region runs from base 480 to 5465 and encodes 1661 amino acids.